Conger conger (European conger) is the source of this 2058-nucleotide messenger RNA. It is a transcript of the gene bsdc1, whose product is annotated as BSD domain containing 1. The record is from RefSeq and is a predicted model, not a curated record. The coding region runs from base 35 to 1345 and encodes 436 amino acids. The transcript has 11 exons. NCBI's taxonomy places the organism in Eukaryota, Metazoa, Chordata, Actinopteri, Anguilliformes, Congridae. Gene Ontology annotation, cellular component: cytoplasm.
GUUCAGUAAAUAUUGAUGAUGUCAUGCGCUGAAGAUGGCUGAAGGGGAAGGAGGUUGGUGGGGAGGCUGGCUUCAGCAAGGCUACCAGGCCGUUAAAGACAAGUCUGCAGAAGCCUACGAGUUUAUUAAGCGAGAUCUGACCGAAUUCUCCAACGUGGUGCAACAUGACACGGCUUGUUCCAUCGUGGCCACGGCCAGCGCGGUCCGGAGUAAGCUGGCGGCGGAGGGCUCCACGGAGACCACCGAGAAGGUGAAGAAGAGCCUGUCCAACCUGCUGGGCGUGAUCACGGACACGCUGGCCCCGCCCCCGGACAAAACCAUCGACUGCGACGUCAUCACGCUCAUGGCCACGCCCGCCGGGACCACGGAGGUGUACGACAGCACCAAGGCCCGUCUGUACUGUCUACAGGCUGACCCAGCGACGUACUGCAACGAGCCUGACGGGCCCCCCGAGCAGUUUGAGGCCUGGCUGCCGACCUGCUCUCUGGAGGACAGGAAAGGGGAGAUCUCUGAGCUCCUGGUCAGCAGCCCCUCCAUCCGCUCCCUCUACACAAAAAUGGUUCCCGUGGCUGUGGCCCACUCUGAGUUCUGGCAGCGCUAUUUCUACAAAGUCUAUCAGCUGGACCAGGAGGAGGCGCGGAGAGUGGCCCUGAAGCAGCGGGCGGAACAGGUCACGCACUCCGAGGCCCUGGGCUGGGAGGAAGAGGAAGAGGAGGAUGAGUUUCUGGGCGCCUCCUCCUCGUCUCGUCUGGACUUCACGCCCCCCCCGGAGGAACCCCCCCGCGCCCCCCUCAGCGACUCCGCCCCCCUGAGUGACUCCGCCCCCUCCCCCGCCUCUCCGACGUCGCCCCUCCCCGAAAACGCCAGCAGUGGCAGUGUGACCCCGCCCACCCAGGUGGAGCGGGUCCAGGAGCCGGGCGUGGCCCCCGGGCCCCAGGGCGUGGCCCUGGAUGAGGAGGGCGGGGCCAGGGUGAAAGAGGAGGCGCUGGCCCGGAGGAUGUCCGCGGCCGGCCUGGGGGGUCAGGAGGAGACGGGCGCGACCCCCCCGCCCGAACCCCGGCCCGCGGAGACCGACCACGCCCCAAAGACCCCCCGGCCCGCCCCGCCCCGGCCCGACGCCGGGAGGGAGGAGGGGCCACACGACCUGCGCGUGUUCGAGCUCAACUCCGACAGCGGCAAGUCCACGCCCUCCAACAACGGCAAGAAGGGGUCCAGCACAGACAUCAGUGAGGAUUGGGAAAAGGACUUUGACUUGGACAUGACAGAGGAGGAAGUCCAGCAAGCACUUUCCCAAGUGAACGCAUCAGGACAGGUGGAUGAUGAUGACUGGGAGGCGUGGGACUGAAGCCCCUCCCCUCUCCCCUCACGUUCCUUCGACGGCGAACCGUUUGCUUAACGACGUGCGUAACCUCCGGCCCCGCCCCCGCCACGCCCCCCCCCCACGAUUACAGGGGGAGAACCGGAGGGGCUUGGAAGGGCACCCUCUGCUGGCCAAAUGUGGGAAUUACUCAAGGCAAUAAGUUAGAUUGCUACUGUACAGGAAAAAAAAAAACAUGAAAAUAAUACCACAAAGCUGUAAUAUUGUUCUGUUCUAAAGGGUAACCCUUGAGAUUUCCUGGUUACUAUGGGAAAAGGUGCAGACUGAGGGUAUUGACACUAGUUUAGGAGUUUAGGACGAAUCAUUUCUGACUAAUGCUUCACAGAGAGGCGGGGAAGGAGUCCUUAAUUAGUUGGUGAAAGUGUGACUCCUCGUGUGAGGAGAAUUUAUACUACCCCCCCCUCAUACAUCUUCUGAUAUGCUAUUACAUGUAUGUAAAAUAUUGCAGUUCUUCUUUUAAACGUUAGUGAGAGAUGAAUUUACUUUCAGGCUGUCGAAGUUGCCAUAACCUGUUUGUAAUGCUGCGUAUAUCUAUGGGGAAGAUAAAGUUCUAUAUGAGAAUAUUUUUAGAAUAUUGGUAUUUCAGAUAAACCUUCGCUUGCUUUGUAUCUCCACUCACUAACGGUUCUGUCUUAUGCAAGUUAAAAUACCAUCGGAAAUAAAAAUUGAUUUUGCCUGUA